CACGGAACAGAUCACCGCCAUUUUGGUUAAAAAUUUACCAAAAAUAUGUCCCUCGAAGGACAACAAGCCGGGCAAAUACAAAUAGAAAAUGUCUCGGAGCAGGAUAAUAUUGUUACCAUAAGCUUGUGCAGUGCUGCUGAUCUUGAAAAUGUGGCUGGAAGUCUGGUGGUCGCUGAUGGUUCAGGACUUGAUUAUGCCCAGUACAUCACUCAUGCCACUGUGGCCCAGAUGGCUCAGGUGGCAGAGACGGGAGAAAUGGUGGCCUUUGUGGAACAGCACAUCAUUGAUCCACAGCAGGAGAAUAUUGACCCACAGCAAAACGUUGACCCUCAAAAUAUGGUGGAACAUGUGGUGUACGAACAGAUUCCUGCUCAGCACAUUUUCGCCCUCCCGCCUUCACAACCACUACAUCCUAAAAAGGACAGUGUCAAACCGCCUGUUGGAAAGGGUCCAUUCAAGUGUGAUACUUGUGAAAAAGUGUUUCCCAAAUGGAACCAGUACCAACGGCAUCAAAAACUUCACGAGGAAGACAAGCCAUUCGCCUGUAACCAGUGUACUGCCUCAUUCAACGUUGAGGAUAAUCUGAUCCUCCACGAGGCUACCCAUGUACAAGAUGGAGACCCAACCUGUCCCGAGUGUGGCAAGAAGUUCUCGCGUAUUGCCAGUCUCAAAGCACAUAUCAUGCUCCACGAAAAGGAGGAAAAUCUCAUGUGUACAGAGUGUGGGGACGAGUUUAGUGUACAGAGUCAGUUAGACAAACACUUGACCGAACAUCGUCAGGAACAGGAGGGGAUCAAAACCUAUCCCUGCAGACAGUGUACCCAAGAGUUCAACAAGCCUGCCUUCCUACGGGAACACAUGAAGCAGCACUACAAAAUCAAGUCAUCUCUUGCUCACAGAGCCUACAAGAGGAACAUUGACCGAUCCACAUUCCACUACAAGUGCCAACACUGCGGGAAGACCUUCCAGAAACCCAGCCAACUGGAACGACAUAACCGUAUCCACACAGGGGAGCGUCCCUAUAAGUGCAGUCUAUGUAACAAGGCCUUUAACCAGAAGGGAGCUCUCCGUAUCCACAUGACCAAACACACAGGGGAUCGACCCCAUAUGUGUGAUUUCUGCCCAUCAACAUUUGCUCAAAAAGGAAACCUCAGGGCUCAUAUCAAGCGAGUACAUACACUGCCAAGGGACCAGGAAAAUAAGCCAGCCUUUCAGUGUGACGAGUGUAGCUGUGUGUUUAAGAAGCUAGGCAGUCUAAAUGCUCACAUCAGUCGUGCUCAUACAGAUGGUGGAGAACCACCCACCCAAGUUGAGAUUGGUAGUGUGAAAGACAGCUGCCAUCGGACAGUUGAUGAGAAUGUCAUCAACCAACUAUUGGGUCUGUCGGAACAAACCAUAGAAACUUCUGUGACGGCCAAUCAGCAGACAGUAGAAGGGUCAGUUACAGAUGACGACCCAGACAAUCCACAGAGUUCAGACAUCCUGCAACAAGCGUUGCAGAACAGUGGACUACCGAGUGGUGCCGAGGUGGGUGUGGAGUCCACUGCUGUAGCAUCACACGUACUGCAGGCUAUUGCCCCUACAUCAAUGUCCAUAUCAAGCUCUGCCCCAACUCCCAUCAUCCAGACUAUCACCACCAUGAAUGUUCAGGACACAGCAACAGGCUCCAUCAAAAAACACAUUAUCAGAAAGAUUAAUGGCGUCCGGUGGCACCAGUGUACCUACUGCACUAAGGAGUUUAAGAAGCCGAGUGACCUUGUCCGCCACAUCAGAAUCCACACCCACGAGAAACCUUACAAGUGUACGCAGUGUUACCGGGCUUUCGCUGUCAAGAGCACCCUUACCGCACACAUUAAAACUCACUCCGGUGUAAAAGACUUCAAAUGCCACGUCUGUGACAAACUCUUCUCUACUCAAGGAAGUCUCAAAGUCCAUCUGCGGAUGCAUACAGGAGCCAAACCAUUUGACUGCCCUCACUGUGACAAGAAAUUCCGCACCACCGCUCACAGGAAGAGUCACAUAGCCUCACAUUCCAAGGAUGAUGGCAUCAAACGGCCUCGGAGGACAUUUAGACGGACAGCCAAGUCAGAUCUCUCACUUCCUGAUAUACCCAUGCAAGAACCUAUCCUUAUAACAGAUACAGGUCUGAUUCAGCAGCCUCCUCGGAACAACAUCAUCACCACCUACCUUGGUGAAGCCGGCAGUGUGGAUAGACCUUACAAGUGUGGCUUCUGUCAACGAGGCUUUAAAAAAUCUAGUCAUCUCAAACAGCAUCUCAGGUCCCAUACAGGUGAGAAGCCGUACAAGUGCGUGCAGUGUAUGAGGUCAUUUGUGUCAAGUGGGGUCCUCAAGGCUCACAUCCGUACUCACACAGGAGUGAAAGCAUACAAGUGUCCCCUGUGUGAUAGUAACUUCACCACCAACGGCAGUCUGAAGCGCCACAUGUCAACACACAGUGAGGUCCGACCCUUUAUGUGUCCUUACUGCCAAAAAACCUUCAAGACCUCUGUCAACUGUAAGAAACACAUGAAAACCCACAGACAUGAGCUGGCUAUUCAGGCCACCAUACAACAAGGAGGUAGCUCUGGUGGUACCGACCACCUGGCAGAUGACAGCCCAGAGAACACAGACUCGGAAAUGAUGAACGAGACUCAGACUGCGGAGCUGAAUCUCAACCACCAGGAACUAACCACCACGUCUAUGGCACAGCAGGAAAUAGGUCAGCAGGCCAUCCUUACUCAGUCUAACAUACAGGAUGCCCUGAACACUGCCAGCCUUGACCAGCAGCUACAGCAGACCCUCAACCAACAGAUUUUCGGUCAGCAACAGACCUUUAGCCAAAGUUUACUUGGACCAGGGCAGCAGAACUUUAAUCAGCUUAACAGCCAGCUUAAUGCCUACAACCAAUCUCAGUUUGGACUACAGACUCAGCAGCUACAGAACAAUCUGGACAUAAACAAUCCAUACACAGGGUACAACCAAUCAGUGACCUCCCUGACCUCUAGUCUCCCCAGUACCUCCAUGCAGAACAUACUCCUGACCUCCCUGACCUCUAGUCUCCCCAGUACCUCCAUGCAGAACAUCCUCCCCACAAAUGAUGGCCAAAUUCCAGAGGCCCAGGAAGCUGACUCCUCAGAGCAGGAACAGGCGGUCACGGAGACUGACCAGCAGUACGCCCUUAUACCACUGGAUGAUGGCAAGCGUGUAUACAAGUGUGACUAUUGUGAUAAGUCCUUUAAAAAGUCCAGUCACCUGAAACAGCACAUCCGGUCCCACACAGGUGAGAAGCCGUUCAAGUGUCUGACCUGUAACCGGACAUUUGUGUCGGCAGGAGUGCUAAAGUCACACUUGAAGACCCACCAGGGCAUGAAGGAGUUUCGCUGUCAUGUAUGCCAGGCAAUGUUCACCACCAACGGUUCACUCACGCGCCACAUGAACAUCCAUGUGAGCCAGCGUCCGUUCAAAUGUCCGUACUGCCAAGAAACAUUCAGGACUUCCUCCAUGUGUAAACGACACAUGCGGCUUCACAGGGAAGGCAAUGACGAGGAUCAUACUAUACUACCGCGGAGAGCCAAGUCAGUGGUUCAUGUUACGGAUGAACAGACGGAGGAGUUGUCAAGGACAGCUGAGGAGGAGGAUCUCACUGUGUCGCAGAAAAUCUUACUGGAAUCUGCAACUGAGAAGUCGCGGGUCAGCGAACCAAAGGAAAUGAGAGAGGAGACAUUAGAAAAAGGACCUAAAUAUGCUCACCAAUGUACAUACUGUCAGAAAAGCUUCAAGAAGCCGAGUGACUUAGUACGACAUGUGAGAAUACACACAGGGGAGAAACCUUAUAACUGUGACGUCUGCCACCGAGGCUUCACCGUCAAGUCUACCCUCGACAGUCACAUGAAAACACAUAAUACUAAUGACAAGCGGUUCAAAUGUCAUGUGUGUUCCUCCAUGUUCUCUACAAAAGGCAGUCUCAAGGUUCACAUGCGUCUACACACUGGAGCCAAACCCUUCAAGUGUUCUCACUGUGACCAGCGUUUCCGCACAUCUGGUCAUCGCAAGAGUCAUGUAUUGACACACAAUCCAGGCCAGCCCAAGCGAAGGAAGGCUCUAACUCAGGUCGUACCUGAUGUCGACAAUCAACAACAGCAGCAGAUCAACUUACUGAACGGAACAGAUGUACAGAACAUUGUUGUGACUAGUCAGCCCAAUGUUGGUCAGGUGAUCAAUAUUGACCAAUCAAUGCUACAGGCCCAGAAUGUGUUACCAGUGUCACUAACGGUACAGGACAAUAUGGGUCAGCUAAACGAGAGUGCCCUGGCAGCACACGUGUUACAGGGUCUCGAAGGAAUACAGUUACAGUUCACUGGAAAUCUAGGACAGGGUAUUCAGAUCACGGGGCUCGACCCCAACAUCUUUUCACAGACUGUACAGAUUGACACCAGCCUUAUACAACAACUACAGAACCAGGGCAAUGUUAACAUUACCAUCAACCCCAAUAUCAUCACCCAAACCACACUCCAGGCCGCCGACCCCAACCUCGUACAGAAUGUACAGAACAUACAAAUACAGAACGUUCAGCCAGUGACUGUCCAGGAACAGAUCAACCCCAAUGUGAUCAUUCAGCCCAUGUCUACAAUCACGGUGCCCCAUAUAGAAAACCAGCAGCACCUGGCCAACCUACAGGGCCUGCAGGGUAUACAGAACAUACAGGGUCUACAGGCUGCUGGGCUUGUACAAGGCCAGGUUACCAUGCAGGAUGGGGCACCUAACUCUUUCGUUGUCACGGCUGAUGGGACUCUGGCCACUGACCAACAGAUAACGGUCACCCAAGGAGACUUACAAGCACUUCCAGAGGUAGACGACACCAACAUUGUCAAUGAAGAUGUUGAGGAUGAUCUAGAUGAGGAAGAGGAGGAAUUAGAUGAUGAGGAGGAUGACAUUGAAGAUGCGGUUGGAAUUGUAGGAUCGGUAGAUGAACAUAAUCCCAACCUUCCUGACAUUGAGGAAGAGGAGGAAGAGGAGGGUCUGACCCAUGGCAGCGAGUCGGCCAACAUUAGUCUAAGUGAUGUGGCUGGUGGGGACAAGUUCCUCGGCACAGGACGUCAGCAUACCUGUACAGUUUGCAAUAAGAGUUAUAAGCGAUCCAGCCACUUACGGGAACACAUGGUAGUACAUGACCCAUAUUCCUCACCAAAGCGAAAUAAGUACGCCCCACAUCAUUGUGAUACGUGUGAAAAAUCAUUCCAGAAACCUAGUCAGCUGGCAAGGCACAAGCGCAUCCACACAGGUGAAAGACCAUUUAUAUGUGGAAUUUGCCACAAAGCUUUUAACCAGAAAAAUGCACUUCAGAUCCACUUGAAACGACACAGUGGAGAGAAACCACACAAGUGUUCCUACUGUGAGCUAGCCUUUACACAGAAGGGGAAUCUAAAAACUCACAUCAAACGGGCUCAUCACAUGGACAUGGUGCACUCAAUGAACUUACCUAAAGCACUGAGUUUUGUUCCACCAGCUGGCGCCACUGUCAGCGUGAGUACAGAUGGUGAUGUCAACCAGGAUUCCAGUCAUGAUGUUGUGACAACACAGGAGGAAGAUGGAAUUAACUUGGAGGAGGUGGCUGACUUGUUCCCUUGACGACCAGUAAAUGGAUAGGUGCUUUGUUAUUCUGCUGAAAAAAUGGCUAAUUGGAAACAGAAAUAAUAAUGUCUUUCUUGUGUGUAAUACAAAGAGGAGAGCAAACAUAAUUAUGAAUGUUCAAUUUCUGUUUCUGAUAAUUAUUGACUAUUAAUAUAUCUUUUUAAUUUGUGCUUGGACCUUAAGGAUGUUUUUUUGUAAGUUUCCUUUGAUGUCACAGACAUAAGUUCAUCUAAUACAGAACACUUGGGUUGUAAAAAAGAAGAAUUUUAAGAAGAAUUUAAAUCAAUUCCAGUGAAAAACUUGGGACCAGAUUGAUCAUUUUAAUAAAAACCCAUGAUCUCACUCCUAACUACAUGUCUGUCAUGUGUAAGGGGAUCUAUUGGUGAAUCAAUCUCCAGCAGGUUUUGCCUCACAAGUUUUAUUGUGCUAUAACUGCCUGUUCAUAUUACGGCAGAUAAUUCCUUAGGUCAGUAUGUGAUAUAAACUUGCAAUUGUGAUAUUUGAUGUUGUAAUAACAACUUGAUCCAUAUUAAUUUAUAAAAUAAGUUCCCCACAGGUACUACAGAUGUGGACUGUAGGUUUUCACUCCCCUCCCUCUGUAUUCUGUCUGUAUUGGGACAAAAUUGGACUUGGUUUUCACUUACCUCCCUCUGUAUUCUGUCUGUACUGGGACAGAUGUGGACUGUAAGUCUUCACUCCUGUCCCUCUGUAUUCUGUCUGUACUGGGACAAAAUGGGACUGUAGGUUUACACUUACCUCCCUCUGUAUUCUGUCUGUACUGGGACAAAAUGGGAUUGAAGGUUUUCACUCCCAUCCCUCUGUAUUCUGUCUGUACUGGGACAGGAUGGGAUUGUAGGUUUUCACUCCCUCCCUCUGUAUUCUGUCUUUCCUGCUCUACUUUGGUACAUAUCUCCGAUACUAUUUUACCUGGAGUUACCAAAUAUUUUGUGCAAAUGCAUUAUGGGAUGACAACCUGCUGUUAAGGGUACAGUGAUCUAUAUUUUGGCAUCAGACCCCUGCUUUUAAACUGGUUGUCUUGGGUAUAAAGGUCACUGUAACCUAUGGGUUAAUGAUUAAAAUCAUAGAGGUUGUUGAUAUAGAAAAUAUGUUGUUGUAGCAAAACAAUUCAGUCAUUACAACGAUGCCUUUGAUAUACCCACAUGUAUCAGUAUUCUCUUCUGACAAGUGGUUGAUCCAGAGAUAUUUCUGAUAAGUGUACAGUUGGAUAAAUAUGGAAAUCGCUACCGAUGGGGAUAAUUGAUUGACUUGCAAUGCUUUGCCUUCUUUUAAUGUUCAGAAAAAGAGGGAAAAUUAAUCUGCUGAAGAUAUAUUUGAAAUCCAAUUGCCAAUCAAAAUGUUUAUUAAAAUACUCACAGAAAGUUGUAGUAUGAAUACAUUGUACAAGAUAAAUGUGCUAGCAUUCAUAAGAACACAUUUGAGAACAUGUGAAGUAUGAAUGUAAAUGUAUUAUCGUUAUCAAGAUUUAAUGUGUAAAAAAGGCUGUGUGUGUGUGUGUUGAAUGCAUCAUUUUUUUCUAUAUGCAAAUUUGCUAGGAGUGUGUAUUUUGAGAAAUACUAUAUACCUGUAGUAUAAGUUAACUGACAUUGUUGAGAUAGUUAAAAAAAUCCACCAGAUUUUGGAUUCCUUAUUUUCAAUGACCCUGUGAUGGGCAACAGUUAGUGACCGACGGGAAGAACAGUAGGAACUCUGUAAGCUUUGCCAGGGAACUUUUAACUGAAAAUUUCACUUUAGUUACCUUAAGUUUUAAAAAUUGCAAGAUUUUUUAAGAGGGAGUAAUUGAAAUUAAACUAAUGUUAUGACUGUUUUAUUUGAACAUAUCGUUAUUUUUAAACAUGGUGCUGUGUAGGAAUAGAUGAUAGUAGUCUUGGACUUAAAGAAAGAUCUUUUCAUGUGCUUUUUGACAAUUAUGCCUCUUAUUUAUUUUUAGGUUUAAUGUUAUGUGAUUGGGACAUUCCAGCCACUUGUAUAUAAAAUUCUUUUCAAUUUUUUUUAUCUGACAGUCUGGUUUGAUGGUCAUUUUUCCAAUCAUUUCAACAAUUAAUCAAAGACUGAUCUGUUGUAAUUUAUAAAUUCUUUUUCAAUUGAGUUUGUCCCAAUCCUGUGAUGGCUUACUUCAGUAUUACUGCUUAUGAAUGUCCGGUAUCACAAUGUUACUGUUUUAUAUGUUAUUGUCUGUGUCCGAUGUCACAGUAUGACAGCUCGUGUGUCUGACGUGAUUCCGUUAGUGUUAUUGUUGUGUUUGAUAUCACAGUAUGACAGCUCGUGUGUCUGAUAUCAUAUUAUUGCUUACACCUGAUAUCGCAGUAUGACAGCUCGUGUGUCUGACGUCAUAUUAUUGUUUACACCUGAUAUCACAGUAUGACAGCUCGUAUGUCUGACGUCAUAUUAUUGUUUACACCUGAUAUCGCAGUAUGACAGCUCGUGUGUCUGACGUCAUAUUAUUGCUUACACCUGAUAUCACAGUAUGACAGCUCGUGUGUCGGACGUCAUAUUAUUGCUUACACCUGAUAUCACAGUAUGACAGCUCGUAUGUCUGACGUCAUAUUAUUGCUUACACCCGAUAUCACAGUAUGACAGCUCGUGUGUCUGACGUCAUAUUAUUGCUUACACCUGAUAUCACAGUAUGACAGCUUGUAUGUGUCCGAUGUCAUUCCGGUAGUGUUAUUGUUGUGUCCGAUAUCACAGUAUGACAGCUUUUGUGUGUCUGAUGUCACAGUUUUGCAGUUUGUGAUACAACCAUAAGUAAAUAAGAUUAAGUCACGUACCAUGGAAAGAAAGAACGAGGUAAUUUAGUGUCAAAACAUCUGAUUGUAUGUCAAGUUGGUGUCGAAUCAUGUUGUUAAAAAAAUGUCACAGAAAUGAUUUGGCUUCUCAAAUUUUACAGUUUUUUUUUAGAGGGCUAGUGGUGCAAAAGAAUGUUUUGUGUUUAUUUCAGUAAAAUAGACAACUAAAAUAACCUACAAUUUGGAGGAAAUAUCUCAAUUGUGUUGUUUACAUCAAUAAAAUCAUUUUUAUUAUGGAACGAAAAAGGUUGACGAAGCUUGGAAAUGUAAGAAAUUUUUCUCCGCUUCUUUCUCCAAUACCAUUUAUUAUUGCGUAUUAAUUAAAAUGUUAAUAAUUUAUUAA
Molecule: messenger RNA, 8778 nt
Organism: Mizuhopecten yessoensis (Yesso scallop)
Lineage: Eukaryota; Metazoa; Mollusca; Bivalvia; Pectinida; Pectinidae
Product: zinc finger protein 236-like
Exons: 26
Coding region: 46-5628 (1860 amino acids)
Biological process (GO): regulation of transcription by RNA polymerase II
Cellular component (GO): nucleus
Molecular function (GO): DNA-binding transcription factor activity, RNA polymerase II-specific; zinc ion binding; RNA polymerase II cis-regulatory region sequence-specific DNA binding
Source: RefSeq, a predicted model, not a curated record